Messenger RNA from Brassica napus (rape), 4240 nucleotides. RefSeq lists its product as uncharacterized. The coding region runs from base 184 to 1344 and encodes 386 amino acids. The record is from RefSeq and is a predicted model, not a curated record. Lineage: Eukaryota; Viridiplantae; Streptophyta; Magnoliopsida; Brassicales; Brassicaceae. The transcript has 2 exons.
AUAACUUUGGAAUUAUAAAUUGGACCAUCUAACUCAAAAUAUUUGAAAAGUCUUUAAAAAGUCUUUAACCAAUAACUUGUCAAAUUAGCUUACGGCUUUAAUUUCUCAACUAAUGAUGCUCUAUAUAAACAAAACAUAUCUCUUUGAUUUCUAAUUCAUCACCUUAAAGAUUCUGACUUCAAGAUGUAUGUAACAAGGCAUCUCUCGGAAUACCAGAAAAACACGUCAAACUUGACACAAUCGUUGCCGGAAGGUCCAAACUCAGGUGUACUUGUGAUUCAAGAUGAAGAGUCAAAGCCGACUUGUUGCUUCGGAUCUUGCUACGAUGGUGAACUCAAAGGCUUACCAUUCCCACAGAACGCAAAGCUGACUGUGACUUACAGAACCGGAACUAAUGAUAACAGGCGCAGUUACCAUGACCCCGUUCUGUUCAUUCCGGUUCCUGGACAGCCUCUAUCUUUGAACCGUUAUUAUGUCAUUAAAAGACGUGGGAAGCACUCAGGAGGAGCUUCGGCAAGUGCAAAAGAAGAAGACAGAGUCCCCUGCUGCUUUUGCUUUAGCUACAUUCCUGAAGCUAAGCCACAAGAAGCAGAUCCUUAUGACAUAUACCAACAAUUUGAGAUCCAUAACCGCCGAGCAUCAUCUGGUUAUUACACUGCCACUUCUGUUGCUCCUAAUGGGAUACCACCGGAGUUCCUUAAGAGAAAGUACUGGACCGUUGGGUACUCGAAUUCUCAAGACUUUGGUUUGGCAGAUGAUGCAAAGGGAAUCAACGAUAAGCUACGGUCCGAGCUUCCCAAAGAUAUGAAUACAAGCGUUGUGGUAGGAAAAUGGUAUGUCCCUUUCAUAUUCGUGAAAGAAGGAGACGCAAAAAAUCAGAUUAAAACCUCAACUUAUUACAGAAUGACUCUUAAACAAAGAUGGGAAGAGGUUUACUCAUGUAGUUACAACGAGGAAGCAAGUGAGGUUGUUGUUGAUGUUGAAGUAGAAACAGAAGUGGUGAAGCUUGAUGGAGAAGUAACCAACCUGAGAGAGACUAGAGCUGAUGGAAUUGUUUUGUUUAGUGUCUUAAGAGAUGAGAGACAAGACAUGAAGAUAGGUCUCGGGUCAGUGGUCGUGGAGAGGAUUAAGUGGGAAGAGGAGAGGUUCGGUUGGUUAAAUAGAGGCGAUGAAGUAAGGUCUAGGAUUAAGAGAUCAGAGAGAUUCGAAGGCGGUUCAUCACAGUGGAAGAGUUAUAAAUGCUAUGUACUUGUAGAGAGCUUUGAAUUAAAGAGAACUGAUGGGAGUUUGGUGUUGACUUAUGAGUUUACACAUGUUGAUAAGUUGAAGAGCAAGUGGGUUUGAGUUUAUUCAGCUUCUUUUCGUUUCAUGUGUGCAACUUAUGGUACUGUGUUUCAUUUAAUGUAAUUAAGCUUCAUGCAUGCACCUAUGUAAAGCUCUAUAUUCAUGUAAACUCUGUAUAAUGAAUAAUCCAGAACUGGUUUGAAUGAUUGUCUUGCUUGGAUGUAGCAGAAACGGUAAUACAAAAACAAUUAACUUUGUCUCGGUCUCAGGUGAAGCAAUGAGCCUCAAUGUUCUGAAUACAUUAGCAGAAACCAUUACAACGGCUUUUUGGAUGGCAUUUUCACUGAACUUGGUAUUCAAAGUGGCUACAUAAUCCACAACCUCAAGCAAUGUUUGACGCUUGAUCUCCUUUUCCUUAACGUUCUUGGUUGGAUCAGAGAAAUCCAAGAGUGGACAGUACAAGCUGAGCCUUUUGAGAAACAAGGUUUGCUUUUCAGUGUUUGGAACGUCUUUGAAGGUAGCCACGAGACAAAAACCUAAACAUCUAAUUCAAUUUCAAAGAUUUCUAAACUCAACCAUUUAUUAACAACCACACUAUGUGUGAAGUUCCACCUCUCCGAGUCUUCAAAAAUUUUGUGAAUAUCAUUGAUCAACAAAGAAGAAAAAAAGCUUUUUCCAAUGUUCUGGUCACGUUCAGUAGUUUGUAUAGAAUUGAAAAUUUUAAUAAGUAAAACAGGAAAAACAGAGCAAAUUUCAAGAGAUUUAUGUCAGCUUUCAGGGAGAGUACAUGACUACAUAUCCUUGUCCAUCUCUAGAGCAGGUCUGAGCUAGAGUCAUGGUGUCAGGAAGUGAGGUUAGUCGGUGGAAUGUCUGAAUCAUUUUGGUAAGCGACAAUCCUCAGAAGUUGUCUUUGUCAGUAUCAUAAACUUUCUUUUGUGCCAUUUAAUUCAUUAACUUUAGAUUGAAUGUAUCACUUAUGUCCUAUACAACAACUUGAAUUCACAAUUAGGCAGAUCCACUGUUUAGGUGUUGUUAUCCAAUCAUGUAUUUUAAUAGAGUUUAAAUAUAUACAUAAUUUAUUGUUAUUCGAAUGAUGAUUAUAAAUUCUAUUUUAAAAUCUAGUGUUAUCAAAUAAAUUAUUUAAAUCCAGUUUUAAAAAUCUAGUGUUAUUCAAUUUUUUCAGAUUUUGAUUUUUUUUUGUAUUUUAGAUUGAUUCCAAAUCAUUUCUUAUGGAGUCUCGUGAAUAAAUUAUUGAACUCGAAAUCCAAUGUAUACUGCAGAAAUUUUAGAAUCCAUCACCUUAAAAUAUUUUAAAAUUUGAUAUACUACAAAACAUUAAUAAUUUAUUUUAAUCACUAAUUGAAUAACACCCGAGUCAAAAUUUGCAAAGCAAACAAAAGAGUUUAAUAUAUGCAAUUGUGGUGAGUUAAUUGAAAUGGUUAGUGAAUGCAUAAACCUUUAAGCAACUUAUUUUAUAUCUAAUCCAUCAUGCAAAUGGACUAACAUUGGCUCUAAGAAGAUUUAUAUGGAUAAGAUUCCAUUCAUUAAAGUUUUCAUGUUUUACUUAUUAAAUUUGCUCAGUUUUUGCUCAGUUUUUAUAUCUAAUCCUUCAUUAAAAUAUAUCAGUUUUUUAGCUCUAGUAAGCAUGCCUAAACGCAUGAUUUUAAAAUGAACAUAUGGAUGAAACUAGUAAAACAUACUGAACCUUGUAAAACAUAUAGACAAGAGAAGAAUAUCUAACCUUCUGAAACGUAGGCGAUCUUUGACCAGUUGGAGAAGAACAUCUAACAUUCUUAAACGAAGGCUAUUUUUGAGCCGUUGGAGAAGAACGGUUGCGCGAACCCGUGUUUUCCAAAGAGAAUCUUAGAACCAAAACAGGCCAUCUUCCAUGCAAUCUUAAUCCCCACAUUUUUUAAAAUUUAUCAAUAUGAUAAAAUAAUAAAAUUAUAAUGUUUUCUACUCUUAAUUCUAAUAUCUCAUAUGACAAGUAUCUCUUGUAAUUUUGAGAUAGGUUUGAUACAAUUCGGUCUUGAAUUUUUAGUUGGAAAAAAAUAUAUAUAACGAUACAAAGUUUAAAUUUCUUUAUAAGUAGCUGAACUAAUACCAAAUAAUUUUAUCUAUAAAUCAAAUUAAAUGGAACCAAACUGAACAGAAGCAAAGUAAACCCAAACUAAACCAAUGCGAGUUUGAAUGAGAUUGGUGGGAGGUUUAUGAAAACCAAAUUAACCAUACAAAAUCAAACCAAUGUUAAACAGAAAUGUCCAUUCUUAGAUAUGAAUUCGGAUGUUAAUUAUAACUUAGAACACAAUGACCAUAUACUAAUUCAACUCUAGAUUAUGUUAAAACUCACUUGCUGGUGUUAUGUUCAUGUGUCCAAAUACAUUUACGGUUGUAUGAUAUAUUUGUUGACAUUUGAGAAACAUUUUGGUUAUUUAUAGGAUGCAGGAUUCAUAUCACCAUAUGUCUACCAGACUAAAGAGUUUUAUAUGCCUUCACCUAACAUCAAAAUAAAAAUAAAAUCAAAAGAGAAAAAUAAGAGGAGGAGAAGAAGGAGACUUUUGGCAAAAGCCAAGAGUCAUGCAUAAACUGAGCUAUGUUUUGCUGUCACAUUCAUCUGACCUACCAAAGCUCUCAAAGUGGAACGUCUACAUGUGUGUCUCAAGUCUCAACUCUCAACUCUCAAUAAAAAGUCCCUAUUUGAUAAAUAUAGAACACCAAAUUACAAAAUAUCUAGAGACAAUAAGAACAAAACAAAUUAUUUUGAGGAUGACAUCUAGAAGCUUCAUAUAAGAUACAACUGAUAUAUUUUUAAUGUAAAGCAAAAGAAAAUUAACAUUUCAAAGAAAAAGUUGUGCUAUCCUACAUCAUCAUCAACAUUCAAUAACAAAUUAGAAUUUUACGAAAUUACUUGUUGUCUGCUCAUUGGAUGGGUCUGGUUUCGAAAACCUGCUGCGUU